UUGGUGUAUCUGAGCCUUCCCACCACCUCGAGAAGUGAGCGAGGGCUUUGUGAGUUUGGGGCAUUCAAAGUGGCUGCCGUCUGGAGCCCGGGUUUACAGAUCUCGCUCUGGCGCGCCCAUGUUUAGAGCUCUGCAGCUUUUUGAUAAAGCUAGAUGGUAAUAUGGGCUCACACACUCUCAUUGACUUGUGUCCUCCGAAGCCAGAAGGAUUCCAGCAGCUCAAGGCUGUUUUGUGAGUGGAGACUGAUGGCCAAUCAGAAUAGGUGUUUCUUAUUUAUGGCAGGUUUACUGUGGGCUAGAUUGUACCUUCAGACUGAGACCUGAGCAAGGUGAGAUUCAUAAAUGACACCACGCCUUACCCCCAGAAGCAGCCUAGGGAGGUCCUAUGCUGCAGAGACUGCCCUCAGAGGCACAUUUCCUUUCCUGGUUCCUUAGGCUGCAGCUUACUCCCUCAUUAUGUCUGACCAGCCACUCUCAGGGGAGUGGUUGGGAGCUUUGGCUCUGCUUCUCCUCUCACACUUCCUUACCCACGAGAAUUGCAGAGGGUAGGGGCUCCAUCCCACACCAGGCUCAAUCGGUCUGUCUGUCGUGUGCUUACAUGGCCCUCGUCACCAUAGUCUCAGAAACCCUGGACCCAGGUAGGCUGAGCAAAGCUGUGAGGUGCCUUACUCCUCUGCUAGGCUGAGCAAGACAAGGGCAUAAUGCUGCUCUGUCAUUUAGCUUUAUUAACCUAUUGUCAUUAUGCAUCAUGGGCCCAACCCACUGCAGGCCUUCAGUGCAUUGAGCUCCUGCAGGAUCUGUUUCUCUAGUCUUAAAAAAUAAUACAACUAUUUGGAUGUAAAAUAAUAAUGAUUGGGUGAAAAAUACCAAAAGAACAGUGUCAAUAAUGAUCUGGUUGCUUUAGCUUAUUGUCCUUUCUGGACAUUUCUUGUAGAGUUUCAUAGAGGAAAAUCAACUUUCUAUAGUGCUUGUCAUACCAUCCCACAGACUUUAAUAGGGAAUUCUAUCCCUGCUACAGAAUUCUAUAGGACGGUUUAAAAAAACUAUGGAAAGGACCUUAUUCGCUAUUAAGCUCUGUAGGUUUGAGAGUCCUUUCUAUAGAAACUUCUUAAUUCCUUCCUUGUUAAAAUCUAUAGGACAUUCUCAUAAGGACCAGGUGCCCCAAAUGUAUGCUUCAGAACAGGGAUUUUCAAACCCAAAUUGCGCAGAUGUCUGAAAAUCCCUUCCUACAACCAUACAAUACAGUUCACUGCGGCUAGCAUGUCUGUCAGGCUCCAGGCAUGUCUCUGGCAAAGGAAUUGACUGCAGGAGGCGACUCCUCCAGUAAGAGUUGGCUGAGUAUGUAGCCCUGAUUCUGAAGAUCCUGCUUCAAACUGAUGAGCUCCGUCAACUCCCAUAGACUUCAGCACCCUGGAGGGUCAGGCCCCAAAGGCUGCACCUAAAAUAACCCGGUGACCAAGCAAAGCAAACAAUUUGCAGUUUGUUUGAAUACAGAAGAGUUAAUCACCCUGACAGUUAUUUCUAGUAACGUCUUUUUUUAAUUGCUAAGAGUUAUAUUUAGUCCCCUAUGUGAACUCAAUUGAACAGGAGUCUCCAGUUACUUCUAAAUCUGGCACAGCUCUGAUGCAUCAGCACCUGCCGCUGUUAUUUUGCUGAUCUAUAUUAACAAACAACAACAACCCAGAUCAUAAUCUCCAGUAAGACCAGUCUAGUACAUCUGAUUUUAUAGCUAUGAAGCUGACACUUCUGCAUAGUCUCAUUGAUGUUCAGAUGCAGAUUCACGUGCUUUGAACCCAAUCAAGAAGAUCUUUCUUCACGCAACUUUUUCUAAACAUGGAUGAGCUUGGAGCUGUCUGCUCCAAAGGCAGAUUUGGUUUCAAGCUCUGCAGAGACAGAAUACAUUCUUGGCAUUGAGACAAGUUUGGCACCCACUUUGGGAAUGGUGUGGUUGGAUCCCUCUGCUAUGACAUGACUGUCUAAGUCAGUGUCAGAUGUACUCUUAACAGUCUCAGCUUUAUUUCACUAUGGUACUGAUGUUCGGGGAGCUGGGUAAAGCCUUUGGCAUCUGGACACUGAAAUGCUCACAAGAACACACGUUACUUGCCACAGUACCCUGAGUACUUCCAAAGGCUGGCAACCUAUAAUGUGCAUGUGAUCAGGGUUUUGCUCUUUAUUAUGACCGUAUCAAACAGCGGGGAUGGAAAACGAGCCCCCGGAGAAGAUCAGGUUCUCAAGUCUCAGGGGAAAUAGCACCAGCUCCACCAAAUAUAAAGUGGAGCCUGAGUUGCAUUGUUUCAAAUGGACCCCUCUGAACCUAGCAUGUGCUGCAGGGAAUAAAAAAUGAUCCCCGCAGUGAAAAGAAAUACUGUCCAGUUCUCUAGGCCAGGGCAGCCCCCUGAGCCUGAUGGAUUAAGUGGGGAGGGGAUCUUCAGUGACUCUGAAUGCAACGAAGCUGCUUCAGAAAAGAACAGCCACACACCUAGCCAGUCCCAAGGGGACUCCCUAAAGGACACAUCGGACUCCUCUGUUUCUUCUUACCACACUGCUCUGUGCUCAGAGGCGGCGGAGAGUUUUAAGGACUGCGUGGAAUCUCUGGAAGAUGAAGGGGACACUCUGUUAACCCAGCCGCCUGAUGGUGACCCAGCUGAUGAAAGCGAUCUGCAUCGCAAGAACAAAACUGCACCGGUGAGCCUUUCUGAACAGAGCCUGGCUGGCCUGAAAGGUUUUUGGAGGGGCACUUCUGAGGACCCAGCUGAGCAACUACAUGGGACACCAAGUGAUUUUGACAAAGCCACAUGGGAGCUGCCUGAUAAAAAUAGCAAAGAGGCUGGUGAUAUUUGUGCUGCUGCCUCUAUGGCCGUAGUUCAUUCAGCUUUAAAUAGAAGCCAGGCUUCAGGGGGGAGUUUAACAACCUCAGCUGAGAGAACAUUUAGCCCCCAGGCAGGCAGGGAGUGUGCAGCAAGCAAUCAAGUUUGCAGAUACAGAGACUACCUCAGUGCCAAGGAGAAGCAACAGGUUCAGAUGUCAAUCACGGGCCCUGCUAAGAAUAGCUCUGUUCCAGGGUACAGCAGCAGGAUGGGGCUAGCCACAAGAGAGCUGCAGCCUGGAGACAGUGGGUCUAAAUAUUUGGAUUCGCCUUUACGAUUCAAUGCACCGAAACCCAAGGAGAUGUUCCUCAAAGAGCGCAAUACGAAGGGCAGCAGAGCUCCUGUGAUUAGCAAGGCCCCCUGCCCCCAGUAUUACGCUGACAACUCCAGUGCUGGGAGCGACUCCGAAGAGGCUGAUAAUGAAGUUCAGAAGCUCACUGCUCUGUCGUUCCGGAGCCUCUCGUGCCCUCACGGUGGUUCCCUACAUAUGUACAGUUCUAGUAACAGGACAUCGUCUAGCUUGUCCAAUUCCUUGUCAGAAGACAGUAAUGGAAUGAACAGGUGGUCAACGCGUAAUGAGCUGAGAAAAGCAGAGGUGGUCAGCCAGGCAAAGGGCAGCAGACAAUUCCCAGCUGCCAGCCAAGUCCCAGAAAAAGAUCCGCCCAGUUACUCAUUCGGGAAGGACCCGUUCGAGUGCGUUGAUGUGGUGCUGGAAAGCGCCGACGGCAAAAAGGGCCACUCCAAAAAGAGGACCGUGCCCAAGCGGCAGAUCCAGCUCAAGCAGAGAGACAGGAAUGAGAUGAAUUUCCUCAGAGCAGGGGACUGCGCUGACCAGCAGCCCUUUGCAGCACCCAGGAACGACCCCUGCCCAAAGGGCAGGACCAUCAGCAAUGAAUUCAGGAUAAACUACAAACAGUUUCUGAGAACAGCGUCAUUAGACGACUCGUACAGCAAAACCAGGAUGGCCUCCUGCCUGGUGAAAAAUGUGCUGGCCAAGAAAAUGCAGUACGAGCAGAGGAUCAGAAUGGAGCAGAAAUCGAUGCAGGGCAGCUCGAUCUCUUCUUUACCAUCCUCCGUAAGUACAGACCUCGUGGGGGAUUUCACGGAAGGGAAGUCAAGUUCUCUGUCCAAGUCCGACUGCAGCUGUUCAGCUGAAGAUCUGCAGAGUCAUUCAAUGAGCGAAAGGUCUGAGUCAAUGAGCCAAGAAAGCACUGAUGCCAUGCGGCCAACCAAAGGGGUAGUGCUGAACGAGCAGCAAAGGGAAAAUGUCUGCAAGCUGAAAAAGACGUUCAACGAGCUGAAUGAAAGACUGAAGUCUCAAGAAGCCACCCAGUCCAAGCCACUCCCCAUCUUGGCAGAUGGCGUGAACAGGGAUUCAGGCGACUGCAGGAAGCAGGUUGCCAGAGAGAGGAAAGAAUACUGGAGAGCUCGUGCCCUGUUUGAAUCCAAGCAGGCUGAGGUGAAAGGCUUGGGUGUUGCCCCGACGUUUUCCAAAGCACAAAAGCCAUGGCCCAGUUUGAAGCAGCGAGCGAUCAGCAAGAACAAGCACGCGUCAUGGAAAGAGGAGAAGGUCUCCUUCAAGCCAAAAAGUUUGGUGGUGCCCAGGGAUCCAGCCAGGAACAUCUUCACAUCCACAACACAGGAGAUGAAACUGAUCCCACAGAGCAAACCCGAGCAGCAGCAGAAGAUGCUGAAUGUCUCCAGGCAGCUGACUCCGGAGGGAGGUGCCGAGGAGAAGAGGCCAGCAGCAGUGCAGAGCACCAAGUAUUCCUCUCUCAUUUUGCCCACUUCCUGCAGAUCACGCAGCGAUGGGAAAAGCAGCCCCCCUGAAGCAUCGCGUGCUCAAGAGGCCAAGAAGACAGAGAGUAAAGGGAGGGGGCGAAUACAUCAGCCCAGGGACGUCAGAAAGUUAGUUAAGAACACCUAUAACUUGUGCUUUAAAUCUUCAGACAGCUUCAAUAUAGACCAAGAAACCAACAGUGGGGAUAGCAUAAGCCUAUCAACAAAGGAGUCCACUGCAACCUCCCCUCUGUUUAUACACUGCACCUCAGUGUGUCGCAAAGAUGAUGUGCAAACGAAGACCCGUUCACAUGGAAAAAACCAGGAGCAGCAGUUGAACUUAGAUGUGUCAGCGCUUUCCAUACCAGAUCAGAGAGCGAGUGACCGGCAACACAAUGCCGCUUUAAACCCCGUCACUAAGCCCCACGUGGAUGAACCUGUCAGUCUUACCGAAAACAAAUGCACUGCAGUGGGUGAAUCUCCCAUCCACAUCACUCAAAUUCAGUCCAAGAAGAAGGUUGUAGCUGGGAAUGAAGAACCCCAGCUAAAGCCUGAAAAUAAACCAGUGUGUUACGAGAGGAGUGAGCUAAAUGUAACACCAUGUUCCAAAGCCACGAGGAAAGCACCUCAGAUGGAAUCCCAGCUUAAUAUUAAAGUCAACAGUUCUCUUUCCAAGCAUCCACACAGAACACAAGCUGACCACUUCCUUGCUCCAACUUACUCAGCUUCGGAUGGAAGAGCUACGAAAGACUCAUCGACACAAGCUAAUUGCAACUCGCUAGAAAAAAGCAAAGCUGUUCUGUUUCAAUCUUCAGCCUCUCCUAAGGACACCAAGAACCACACUGACAUCAAUCGCAAAACCACCAUGCCAGGUCAUUUUCAGGAGGCUCACGCCCACAAGGAGCCUGAGUGGCCAUUUCAGAAGGAUUUAUCCACUGAGAUCAUUUCACUGACACCUUGUGACAGUCAAGACUUUUCUGUCAGUCCAAAAGAAGAAAACAAUGUCUCUGAACAGACCAAGGAAGGCUACAGACAUCUACAGCCCAUAAAGCCAACAGUGACAAGUACCCAAACAUCCCACACAAACACACCAGCAAACAAUCAGUCUGUUAACAGUUCGUAUCAGCAGAAGGCCCAGAAUAAAAUGUUUGAUACCCCCAGGCCGUUGGAUAGCCAGGUGUUUGUGCCAGCAACCCGCAUGUCUCCAGAGUGUGCCAAUUCCAAUGCCUCCUUGAGAUCAAAGGAAUACAGUGAAGAAACCAGACUACCAGGAGUUCCUUCUGCUGCACCAUCACCACCAGCUGGAAAGCUCCAAGAUCAGAGGGAGAAUUGGGAUCACUUGAACAGACAGCAGGCAGGAAACGAGCAAUAUUUCACAGCCACCCAUGCUGAGAAUGCCAACUAUUUAACAAUUCCCAUGAAAGCCCAAAAACCCGAAGCAGCUUCUAAGCCCUUAGUGCCCUCCCAUCCAGACCACACUUUGAUCAGUUCCAAUGUGUUCUUCCAGCCAGGCGGGGAAGCACCCGUGAGCACAAUAAGCAAUGAGUCUCCACAGUUGAAAGCGCCAGAGGGCAAGGCAGCCGCAGACCACUCCGUGAAUGACCGGCCAAGCCAUGUUCAGCCCCAUCACAGAGUCAACGACUCACCCAAUUUCUUGAGGAGGAACAACGGUGUUUCACCAGGCAGUAGAAGUGUCCCUAGCCCCACCAGGUCUUUUGCUCCCCAGCCCCAGGCUCACAGGAAAAUGCUCAUUGAUCCAGACAGCGGGAAGUGCUACUACAUGGAACCUCCCAGACAGCCGCAGCUGAAAAUGCUCUAUGACCCAGAGACAGGCCAGUACCUUGAAGUGUUGAUACCCCCAGUCCCCUUGGCAUCACAUAGUAGGCUUUACCCAUCUCCUUUUAACCCAUUGGUCAUGAAUCCAGGGGUUUACGGACCUCCCUACAUACCAUAUCCGGGAUUCCCAGGGUUUCCUCCUCCUCCUGUGGCAAUGCCAUCUGUCCAUCCCGAUCUGCCAAAUCAACAGCCCGGUCAAGAAAAUACAAAUGUAACUGAAACCUUCAGCCCUAGUCCAAAAGGCGAAGCUCCACCAGCUACUCAAGCCACUGACUGCAACUACAUGGAGAGUUUAUAUUAUAUUCCUACUGGGAUGAAUUCAAGUCCUAGCCCUAAUCAGCCUUUAUUCUCCCCAGCUACAAGUUCCAGUCCUUCCAUGCCAGAGAAAGGGCCCUUGUUCCGGAUGUAAGACCCUCACCCAAAUGAACAUGCAGCACACGAGGGUUAAAAGUGGGUUUCCCUCAAUGAAUGUAUAUUGCUAUUUAUUUCUGAACAUUCGUACUUGAAAACAAGUCAAGCCUACACCAGUCCCCAAGAUGUGGUGGAAAAGGAGAGAGGCCCACUGCCUGACCCCGCUGGUUACACUUUGCUCCCCUUGUCCAGAUGUUUGGGCUUCCGAAGCAAAUCAGAGGUAACAUUGCACCAAGAAGACGGCACGGUGCACAUCACUUCCUGUUCAUCUCAUUGGUUUCUAAUGAGAAUGCAGAAUGCAGUAGCCAGACUAAUUAAAUGUAACCAGCCCUGACCAUCCUGGUGCUUGUGAAGUCAAUGGGAGUUUUGCUAUUGAUUUCAAAGGGACCAGGAUUUAGCCUAGCAGCCUCUCAUCCAUAACUGCUGAGCUGUUUCUUGAUGCACAGAACAAAGUAUUCUAAUGCUGGGCCUGAUCCUGGGAGGUGCAGUUCACCAGCCACCAGAGUUAUGUGUGCUCAGCACUAAGUGAAUCAGGAUUGGGCCCUGUGCCAGGUAAUUGUCAUUUUAUUUUGGUUUUUGCUUAGUCUGUGUUGGUAGGACACUGUCCAGGAGAAACCCACUCUCUCGCUUUGAAAGACAAAACUUCCACUCGUCAGCAUUACAGAAAUUACCCACACAACCUAGCUUGUAUUUGUAAAGAUCGCUGUUUCAAGGUGCUGCACACAUGAAAGCUGGACUGCAUACCACCUCCCGGAUUGUUUUGUUCUGUCAAGCAAAGAGUCUGUGCAAAGGGGAGGGCAUGCUGCGUUAUGGGCAAUGGUCACUGGCUGGGAAAUUAUUUCAGGGAAGUUUUCUACCCUGCAGGAGGGCAGCCUGGCUGGUCACAGUGUGACAGCCUGGGAAUCUGUGAGAGCUGUUAUGGAACUUGUCCAAGAAUUUUCAAUAUUAGCAAAAAGGGUCAAUAAUCAUUUUUUAAAAUAGGUUCUCAGACCCUUGGGAAAUCUUAGCUGUUUCCGGCUGCUUUGGGGGACUGGCUGGGUGAAAUGCAUGCCCUGCAGAGGGAAGGUACCUCAUGUAAGUCCUGCUUAAACUCUUAAGGCUCUUACCUGCCAGCUUAAGCUCUUAUCUGGACACUGCAAACAGUUGCAAUGUGGGCUUGGCGUUGCCUUUUCUUGCAAUGAUUUGUACUUGUUCUGACAUAUUUUUCAUGGUAUCAUUAAUCCUUUGGUUUCUUUGGCCUACACACUCCCCAGGUAUGUCUAUACUGCAGUAGGGUUGGUCGCAGCUCGACUAGACAGAUUCAAGCUAGCUAGCUCUGGUGCGAGAGCAGCACAGCCAUGGCAGUAUGGGCUAACCCAGCAAGUCAUUACCCAGGCUAGAUUAAAAGAUUGCAAGUUGCAACUCAAGUUGCACUCAUACCCCGUGACUUCAGUGUAGUCAUACCUCCCCACCCCACACCGGCUCAGAUCCUCAGCUGGCUUAAAUCAGCUCGGUACCACUGAAAUCAUAUGAGCGAUGCCUGUUUUCCCCUGCUGAGGUUCUGGCCCAAAGAACUGAGUGAGAAAUAAUUAAGGAAUCUGGCACUUUUGUCCCUUUGCUGUAUAGAAAAGAAAAAUUACUAUAUGUCCAAAACACUUCUGUUAAUAACAAUUAGGAUAAUUAAUGUAUUUAUGUGCAUUGUGGCAGCGUCAAGGAGCCGCAAUCAUGGCCCAGGUGCUGUACAAACACCAACAAAAAGACAGUCCCUGCCCCAAGGAGCUUCCAAUCUAAAUAUAAGACAAAAGACAACAGGUGGAGACAGACAGGCAGGCAGACAAGGGGGCACAAGGAAACAAUAGGAUGAUAUGGGUCAGCAUGGGAGGCAGUGGCUAUUUAGUGAUGUAUUUAGUAAGUUGCAUCUUAGUGCUCAGCAGAUGGUCAGUGCUGGAACAAAGGGAUCCAGUCCAACCCCCUGGAGGUGUGGAAAAUAAGCGAGCAGUAGGAAGAGUGAGAAGGGAAUUAAUCAGUUAUUAAACUUCUUCCAGUGUAAACGAUCAGAGCUGCUGCUGGUAACCUGGUUACAGAAACUGUGUUUGCACAAGUUCUAAACUUGACUCUGUGGCCAGGGGAGGUCCUGCCUCUGCCCACAUUCAAAAUGCAGGCAGUCCGCUGGUGUAGAAAGCACAUCACAUGCUCCAGCUUGGCGCUAGACCCAGCCUGCAGGCCCAAUCCCGCGGCCCUCAUCGGCGCGAGUGGCCUUUGCCCCCCGCAGGAAUCCCACUGACAUCAGGGGCAUUGCUCAGGUGAAGAACUGUACGUCUGAGCACACCUCACAGGAUCGGGCCCCAGGGGUGUUUGAACUCCAGAGUCCAGGGCGGUGGUGCAGAGCUCUUGCUGCUGCUUUGCGGACAGCUCCCUGGUCACGGGCUCGCUGGUUUCCAGCUGUUCUGCAGGUGUCAGGCUCAGUGCGAGGAAGCAACUAGAGAGGCUGGAAACAAAGCAGAACCAGCCCAGCUGCCUCUCCUAGGAGCCACUGCCCCACAAGAGGAGAGGAAACAGGAGCAGCCCUCAGGGACCAGUCACCCAGGGGGAAGGACUAUCUGCGGUGCAGAGAGUGAGGCUGCUCAGCAGUCUGUGGUGGGGAGAAACAUGUGGCUGGUUCAGGGGAGAAGGGAGCAGAAGCAAUGUGGGGGGAGGUGGAAUGAGAGCAAAGGGCGACAGUGUUAGAGGGGAGAUAUGCCUCUCUGAGGCCAGAGUGUAGGCUGGGCCCCAUGCAGGGUUUUAACUUGGUUUAAUGAGAAUCUAGCUAACAGCUCAACAUUGCUAUGCUUUAGAGCUGCCAGCCCUGGAGUAGUUGGGCGUCCUGGCUGGGCAGGAGCCAGAGGUGGUGGAUCCAGCCGUGCUAGACUCCUUGGAAUUGAUGUCUGGUCAGGUGAAAGGGGGGUUAAUGCAGGUUGAAUAGUGAGUGUGAAAUGGAAAGGGGUAAUUUAAUAGUGGUGCAUAAAGGUGAACUGCAAA
Messenger RNA from Chrysemys picta bellii (western painted turtle), 9890 nucleotides. Lineage: Eukaryota; Metazoa; Chordata; Testudines; Emydidae. The record is from RefSeq and is a predicted model, not a curated record.